Ilyonectria robusta is the source of this 1974-nucleotide messenger RNA. RefSeq lists its product as uncharacterized. The record is from RefSeq and is a predicted model, not a curated record. The transcript has a single exon. Lineage: Eukaryota; Fungi; Ascomycota; Sordariomycetes; Hypocreales; Nectriaceae. Bases 180 to 1973 code for a protein of 597 amino acids.
CCCCUUCUCUCCUUGAAUCACGUCGCCUUCCCACAUCAACAGAAACAGCAGUGAUGCACGCCGAGCUGCCUCGAUGAUUUCAAAUUGAAUCUAACCAGCGCCUUCCCCAGAUAUUCCACAGCACCUCCAAAGACAUCUUUAUCUUUGGCAAGCAGGAUAAUGCCAAUCUGAAAUCGACCAUGGACACCGUGUCUACACUAAGCACCAUCACUUCAUCCACUGCCACGGCGCCCUCGUCGGCAUCUCAGCAGCUUACUUACACCACCGCCGGCACACUUUACAACCCCAGCUCUUCCCAGCCUCUGCAGCCCCCUACUCGCAGAGGUCGCUCCCUCAAGUGGGCGGCCGGGGGCCCUCACGGUAACCUGGCGCUCCUGCCGAAGUCGUUCCUCGCAACGCUGCCGCUCAAGGCCGGUACCUGUCGUACUACCGCGGUUCAUCAGUAUACUCCUCUGCAGCAGAACUACGAUCGUGCCAGCACUCCAUUCAACGACCCCGAUCACUUUAGCGCCAACAUGUCGGCACAGGUCCCUCGUCUGCGCGCUGGUGACACCACAUUCACCUCUUUUUUCUCUGAACUCGAGCGAGACAAAUACACCGAUGGGGAUGCGAGCGAAGAGAGCGACGAUGAAAGUGACCUGGGAAUGGAUCCAUUGAUGAACAUGACGGUAAAGUCUCUUCACAACCUGGCUUCGUACCCAAAUCCGAACCAGAAGAGGGCUCAGAAGGCCCUUCUUCGCGGAGCAAAGCCAACGCUGAACGGCUUGUCCGAAGUGAUUCGCAAUCAUGCACCACCCUCUCCCCGGAACCGGUCUUUUCAACCUGAGAUCCUGAAGAGGGUUUCCGUCUCGCCUACAUCCUUGAGACCGGCUCAGUCGGAUCCCAUUGCCCUCCGAAAGGUUCAGGAAGAGUCUCACCUCAAGCCUGGCUUCAACCGGUCGACAACCUUUCAGCUUGAAAGCUCGCCGUUGAGCGAGAUGACUAGCCAUGGCAACACUACUCACCCGACAUCUACCCCCACAUCCACAUCCACGUCGACUACCACAUCGAUGACUCUGGCGUCCGGGCCUGGUGUGCCCCAGCCUUUGACUGCUGGGCCUCCCGGCCAACGCCAGUAUCGCCCAUCGACAUUUGAAUCAACAUUUAAGGCUCUGCAACCAAACGUCGCGUCGCGAAAUGGCGGGAAUGAUGAUGACGACGACGAUGAAAACAUGUCUGCCUUGACCCGGCACACCUUGGUGCAGGCUGGCAUCGAUGAUUUGGAGUUUGUUUCGGAUUCCGCUUCGUCGGUGUACAGAGCUGCUGGAUCCUCGAGCCCCGAGGCUCGCCCAAUGGCAGUCCUGAAGAAGAUGAUUUCGUCCACCGACGAUGUGUUUGCGGGCACCAAUGACCAGCAUGCCAUGAUGGCUUCGUGGAACCAGGAGCAUCGAUAUCACAAGGGAAUGUUUCUACCCACCUGGACAUGGCCAUCCGAGUCCUUUCACACAAAUUGGACUCCUCUUUCGGCCAGAAUGGCAGGACCGUGGAAGCCUGGGACUGACCGCCUGACAGACGAUGUGAUUGCAGCUCGAAAUGAAAAGAUUAACCGGGACUGGCACGCCGGUGCUGAUUUCUUGGGCAAGACCAUGGAAGACGUUGUAGAUGAGGCACGUCAUCGAGGGGCAGGGAAGACAUUUGGGGCUAUUGGAGAUGGUCGUCCUCUGAAGACCAAAGACAAGUACGGGCCAAUCGAUGUUACCGAAGCCAACCGAAUGUCAGUGGCGGAACAUGCCAAACCAUUGUUGAACAUGGCAUUUGCAUCGGUGCUCCGGCAUGUGGAGGUGGAUUCGUGUAAGAGCGGGUUGCUGCAGACGGAGAAGCGGGCAGAGACAUCGGGUGAGCAGGCAGGUGGGCGAGCGAGUGGUCAGGCGGUCGGACAAGGCAACUGGGGUAGCCAGUCGUUGUUUGGAAAGAAGGUCGAUGGUGGGCAGUAAG